Molecule: messenger RNA, 3998 nt
Organism: Mauremys mutica (yellowpond turtle)
Lineage: Eukaryota; Metazoa; Chordata; Testudines; Geoemydidae
Gene: EOGT
Product: EGF domain specific O-linked N-acetylglucosamine transferase
Exons: 16
Coding region: 142-1725 (527 amino acids)
Cellular component (GO): endoplasmic reticulum lumen
Molecular function (GO): protein N-acetylglucosaminyltransferase activity
Source: RefSeq, a predicted model, not a curated record
GGGCUGGUUUCCGGUGAGCGGAGCCAGCCGGGCAGGGCUCCGCCCUCCGCUCCCCGUGCGGCGCCGGCUGCGGCAGGGAGCCCAGGCGGAGCGGCCGGGCUGGGCAGCGGCACCGUCCAGCUCCAGGACUAGUUGGCUGCCAUGCUAAUGUUGCUUGCGUUUGGAGUUCUGCUUCAAGAAAUCCUGGCUAAUGCCCAAGAUGAAAAUCUUACUGAAAUCAAAAACAUUCCAGAAGUGCCAUUAUAUAGCUACAAAAGUAUCAAUGUACCGGAAGAGCAUAUUCCAUACUUUCUGCACAACAAUCGGCAUAUUGCCACAGUCUGUAAGCAGGACUCUCAUUGCCCAUAUAAAAAAUACUUGAAGAAUCUAAAAUCCUGCUGGGGCUAUGAGAGAUCCUGCAAGCCGGAAUACAGGUUUGGUUACCCAAUGUGUGAUUAUGUUGAAACGGGAUGGGCUAAUGACAUUGAGACAGCUCAGCAGAUAUUCUGGAAACAAGCUGACUUUGGUUAUGUUAAGGAAAGGCUGGAUGAAAUGAAAACCCACUGCAAGCCUAUAGCAAAGGGUGAUUCAUCUCUGGCCUGCUCACAGUACCUCCAGCAUUGUAGAGCGACAAACUUGUACAUUGAUUUAAGAACCACAAAGCGAAACCAUGACAGAUUCAAGGAAGACUUUCUCCAGAAAGGAGAAAUCGGAGGUCAUUGUAACUUUGACAGUCAAGCAUUCAUGGCUGAAGGUCAGCGCAAGAGCCCUCUGCAGUCUUGGUUUGCCGAACUCCAGACAUAUACUCCACUAAGCUUCAGACCCAUAGAAGAUGGCAAAUGUGACAUUAUUAUUGAAAAGCCAACUUACUUCAUGAAAUUAGAUGCAGGUGUUAAUAUGUAUCAUCACUUCUGUGACUUUGUCAAUCUUUAUAUCACUCAGCAUAUUAACAAUUCGUUCAGCACAGAUGUCAACAUUGUCAUGUGGGACACUAGUUCGUAUGGCUAUGGUGAUUUGUUCAGUGAGACCUGGAAGGCAUUUACUGACUAUCACAUAAUACACUUGAAAACAUACGACUCUAAAAGGGUAUGCUUUAAAGAAGCAGUGUUUUCAUUAUUGCCUCGAAUGCGAUAUGGCUUAUUUUACAAUACACCACUGAUCUCUGGCUGUCAUGGUACAGGAUUAUUUAGAGCAUUUUCCCAGCAUGUGUUACACAGAUUAAAUAUCACACAAGAAGGACCCAAGGAUGGAAAAAUUCGUGUCACAAUACUUGCACGCAGUACAGACUACCGGAAAAUAUUGAACCAGAAUGAGCUUGUGAAUGCUUUGAAAACAGUAUCGGCGUUUGAGGUCAAAGUAGUAGAUUACAAGUACAAGGACCUUGAAUUUUCAGCGCAAUUGAAAAUCACGCACAACUCUGAUAUAUUCAUUGGAAUGCAUGGAGCUGGACUUACCCAUUUACUCUUUCUGCCAGACUGGGCUGUUGUGUUUGAACUAUACAACUGUGAGGAUGAACGCUGCUACCUAGAUUUAGCAAGGCUGCGAGGCAUCCAUUACGUUACCUGGCAAAAAAAGAACAAAGUGUUCCCUCAAGAUCAGGGACACCACCCAACACUGGGAGAACACCCAAAGUUUACUAACUACUCAUUUGAUGUGGAAGAAUUUAUGUACCUUGUGCUUUUGGCUGCCGAUCAUGUAUCACAACAUUCCAAGUGGCCGUUUAGGGUAAAACAUGAUGAAUUCUAGGCCAAAUUUCAGGUUUAAAAUGAUUUUAAGCAACAUUUCUUUAAAAUGUGUUAAAAUCGAUUAAAAAAUCCAUGCUGGUAUAAAACUUGCAAACUUCUAGGAGGAAAAAAAUCUCCCUAUCGAAAACACUCCCAUAGCUUUUUACUGUAUUUUCAUAUUCUCUCUUCAGUUCUACAUUUUAUUCUAGGAGUUUUUUGUUGGUGAAUUCUGUUUAUCAAGAUUAUUUUUUGCACUAGUUGUUUGCAUUGCUAAUUCUCACUACUUGACUUUUUUGUAUAAAGAUCUGUCCAUCCAUUUCAUGUUAUAUUUGUCCCAUGUAUAAAUUGUCCUCUUGUAGCAAACUGUGCACAAUUGGAGAGAGGAGGGGUGGGUGGUUUGGGGUGUGGAAGGAUUAAUACAGAACUAUUUCUCAAGUUGGUCAUGGUAUGAAUGACGUAUGUAUUGAAGUGUAAUAAGGGAAACAGUUCUCCCGUCCCUCCUCUAGUCUUUGGUCUUGAAGCUUCUAUGCUGCAGUACUGUACGUGUUGUAAAUAAAAUAUUUGGGUAGGAAUUGAGUUCCUAUCUUUAGAUUUUAAGCUAUUGCGUUUUAAAGCACCUGUUAUCCAUACAAAGCAGUUUCUGUUUGAUACAGUGUAUACCCUAAAGGACAUAUUUUAAACUCAGAGGCAUUUUCCAGCUACAGAUAAAAACCGAAACCUUCCAAAGUCAGCAAUAGUUUGUGUUAAUCCUGUGGCUCUCCCCACUCCUCCAAAAAAAAUUAGGUUACAAUUAUAAAAAGCACCAGCUCUGACAAAGGCCCCUGUUUGGGUUAGGUCAGGUCUUACGUAAGAAAUCUUUCUUAAUCAUUUAUUGAAGUAGUUCAGAUUAUUCCAAGUAUUUUCUAAUUUUUUCACAAAUGCAGCUCUUCUGUGGCAGAAAUCUUGUCAGUCUAAACAGUAUUGUAUAUACUCUCUUUGAGGAGGUUUAAAGGAAUUGACUGGUUUUUUUUCUGGCAGAAAUGAUAGGAUGAUGAAGGCCUCUCAACUAAAUUGAGAUAUAACUAAAUCAUGAAAGGAACAUUGUUGUCCUAGGCAAUAAGAGCCUAAUCCGCAGUGGGACUGACUUCAGUAGGAUCAGGCCCUGUGGAUGGGCGUUUCAAAAGUGCUCUGUUUUGAUCUAACUCAGCUCCCAUUAAAGUCAGUCAGAGCUUUGCCAUUGACUUCAGCGAAGGCAGAGUUAGGCCCAUGCUGAGUAUGUUCGAAAAUUCCACUCUAGGGGUGAAAUCCUGACCCUGUUGAAUUCAGUGGGAACCCUCUCAGUGACUUCAGUAACGCCAGGAUGAUGUGUAAAAGACUUGUAUAAAUAUCUGAAGAUUGAGUUCAAGAAGACGAAGGGCAGAGUUCCAUGUUAUAUAUACUGUAGAUUUUUGAGAAUGAAUUCCAUGACAUUCCUGCAUUAUAAUGGUACAGUGUCUCAGUUGCCUGAGGCAGAAGAUAUAUUUGUAUGCAAAAGCAAGAACGUGUUACGUUAAGUGUAAACACUUGAGUGGUAUAAUUUUAGAUGAUAUUGACUUCCAUUCUGUAACAAUCAUAGGCAAUUUCACAGAGUGUAGGCAUAUUUACUGUUCUUCCUAUAAUGGUAAAGAUAAAUUACUGUAAGUAUAACUUGCCUAUAGAUCUCUCAUGACCUUAAACAGUGUAUAGGAGAGCUAGAGAUCUAAAACAGAAUGCAUUAAGAUAUUUGGUUCAGUUCUUAGAGUAAGAUAUUGGGGAACUGACAGAUAAAGCUGUUUCACUUUAAAGGAACUGUAUAAGCAAAAUUGCACUUGACAUGAAAAAUGCCUUUUAAAAUACAAAUAUCUGAGAAAUAGAGUUCUUGCAUUUGUGUGUUUUACCUCAUUUUUUUAAAAAAAGAAAAAUGUAUAAAAGAAAUAUAAGCUAGUAAAUGUGUACUGAAAAUUUAAAAUAUUGUAAGACUAAGAAAAACAUUAACUAUGAAAUGUGCACAUAUAUAUUUGAUAAAGCAAGAAUUUUAUAUAAAAAGCACAAUGCAUUGCAAAAAGAAAGAAUUAAUCACUGUUUUGCCUGGGCUUGAGGAGGAGGUAUUUCGUGUGUCUAGCUGUCUGUAUAUAGUGCCUUUUCUUACUGUGACAAAGGCCAGGUGACUUGCUGAGCUCUGCCAUGAUUGGCAAAUUUCAGUAUCUGGUUGUGUCUACACUUAAGUGUUGAAGGGUUGAUUGAUUGAUUGUAUACUAAUGUGGUUCUGGGUGAAUUUAAUAAAUUGUUGGUUGUUAA